ACCACCACCCUAACCUCCGGCUCCGCCUACGUGACCAACAAAUGCGGCUUCACCGUUUACCUCUGGUCCGUCUCCAGCGUCGUCGGCUCCCUCCAAACCAUCCCCAACGGCGCCACCUACUCUGAGCGAUUCCGCUACGACCCCCUCACCGGCAUCGCCAUCAAGAUCGGUACCAAUGACCGCGCCCUCUACACGGGGGCCCCCUUGCUGCACUUCAACUACGCGCUGAAUCCCUCCGAGGGAUCGAUUUACUACGAUCUCAGCACCGUGUUUGGAUUUGAUUAUGGCUUCAGGGGCCGCAAGUUUACGCUUAAAGGGACCGAGGGGAAGAAUGUGCCCAGUAUUGAGUGGAGCGGUGGUGCGCCGAGUGGGACAAGGGCGUACUUUGGGGAUACGGACCUUACGCUUACGCUUUGC
Messenger RNA from Westerdykella ornata, 417 nucleotides. RefSeq lists its product as uncharacterized. The annotation marks the transcript as partial. The record is from RefSeq and is a predicted model, not a curated record. Lineage: Eukaryota; Fungi; Ascomycota; Dothideomycetes; Pleosporales; Sporormiaceae. The transcript has a single exon.